This is a messenger RNA of Penaeus indicus, 2114 nucleotides long. RefSeq lists its product as uncharacterized. The record is from RefSeq and is a predicted model, not a curated record. The transcript has 2 exons. Bases 119 to 1402 code for a protein of 427 amino acids. NCBI's taxonomy places the organism in Eukaryota, Metazoa, Arthropoda, Malacostraca, Decapoda, Penaeidae.
CUAGUCGUCGAGGAAGGGGAAACACACACGUAUCUCGGCUGGCUGACAGCACCCGCCGCCUCGGUCUGUGAAAAGCUACGUCGUUCGGUCCGCGGAGGUCGAGUUCGAAGAGAGUUAAAUGAGUGACGGGACGGUGAAGGGCAUGUGGCUGUGCGGUCUCGCGUUACUCCUGCUGGUGGUCGGGAUGCUGCUGGUGGACGACGCAAGCGGGGCGCACGCGGCCGAGCUGUCCACGAGGGUGCUUAGGCCUGUUGGCAAGAACAUCACCCUCGAUGAAUCGGAUCGUGUGUACAUACACUCCGUUACGGACACUGUGCGAUUCGAAAUGUCCUCCAAGAGCUGCAAACUUCGUACAAACUUCACUGUGAACUUGGAGGAAAAUGUGAGUGUCGAGGGGUACCUGAUGGACGUUUCGGGAUUCCAGUGGUACUUGUUCUACUUCCGCAGUGAGGGGGAGGUCCUUCGGGUGGUGAUAGAAGGGGUGUCGUCCUACUCGAUGUCCUUCAGGUGGCCGUCGCUGGACACCUGCCUCUCGAGCCACGGACUUACCUUCGUCUUUGAUAAGAAGUCCGAAGUUGCCUUGCCCUACACCUCGGGCGCCAAGCAGUCCAAUCCUUACCCGAACUUUCCCAGCCUGGGCUACCCGGAGGGCGACUACCGGUACCUACACACGACGUCCCACAACCACACCAAGGGGUCGUUCCACGCCUUCAUCCCCAUCGGCGCCAUGGUGCUCUUCGUGGGCGUGUGCGUGAGGUGCUGCCACUACUGCCGCUACAAAGCACAGAUGCGCAAGAGGGCGCGGGGCAUCGCUGAUGCCGCGACCGCCGACGGCGUGGAGGCGGAGAUCGCGACGCCCCCAAGUCCGCCCCCGCAGAGCAUGGAUUUGCCCCCGAGAUAUGACGAGGUCUGCGUCAGCGAGCCCCCUCCUCCGAGCUACGCCGAGCUCUUCCAGAUUGUCACCGCCUCCGGGGAGAGCAAGACGAAGCUAGGACCCGCAGUGGCGACGGAGGAGGAAGAGGGGGAGAAUCACGCUCUUCUCGAGGGCGCCCACGCGAGCUCCUCGACAGCGCCACAUAACACGGAGGCGACAGACCUCCCGACGCCGCAGCAGGCCACGACCGCGUCGGGCCCCGCAGCAGCACAGCCAGAAAGAGUGAGUUUGAUUCCUCCGCCGCAGGAUGUAGCCGACCCUGCUACGCCUGCGGAUCCGCCCAACCCGUCCAGUUCAGCAGGAGACACGACCCCCCCUCUCGCAGACACCGCCGUCAGUAGAUCUUCGGCGAUGUUGAGGGCGCUGACGUCGCUAAACCAGGCUCGCAGAAAGACUCACUUCGCCUUCAAACGCUUGGUGGAGGAGAGGGAAGAGCAGCGGGAGGCCCCAACAUCUCAGUUAAAGUGAUGAUACACUGAUGGUCCGAUCCCAAGUGAUGUCGCAGCAACAGAUAUGAGGAACUACACCAGCAAGAGAGAAACAAACAAUCAAGCAGCGGGGGAAAGAGAGAGAGAGAGAGAGAGAGAGAGAGAGAGAGAGAGAGAGAGAGAGAGAGAGAGAGAGAGAGAGAGAGAGAGAGAGAGAGAGAGAGAGGGGGGGGGAGAGCAUUAUAACAGUGAAGGGGGUAAUGUUGGUGUGGAAAAUUAUAGAUUAUUACUACCCUCCACCUCCACCUCUGAUCUGUGAAAAAGCAUGACUGAAUUUCACCCUGAAGCAUGAAAAACGUUUCCCAUUUUCCCUUUGAUUUUUGAAAAGGCUGGUGACAAAACGUUCGAAAUCAAGAGUCCCUGAGCAUGAACUUCUAAACACAAACUCACGUUAUUAUAAGAUAAAGUGAAUCUCCUACAGUGGGUUAUUAUGUGAUAAAGAACGACUUUCUGGUGCAUGUGCUUCGUUCCUUUGCUCACGAGUAUGGUGAUGAUAAAACAUGUUACUUUGAAGUGCCAAAUGUAAAUAUCCUGAUUAAAUGUGAUACGAAUAGUGUUAGUGAAAAAUGUUGUAAAUGAACCCAGUGUAAAAUAAGCGCCCUGUCGUCCUCCUGUUAGUACUGUAUUUAUGAACUGUGAUAUUUUCGAAAUAUAAAUGUGUAUAUAUACAUACAUAAUACGCCAAUAGUAAA